Messenger RNA from Fraxinus pennsylvanica, 627 nucleotides. Lineage: Eukaryota; Viridiplantae; Streptophyta; Magnoliopsida; Lamiales; Oleaceae. The record is from the annotation of a GenBank genome assembly.
AUGGAUGCAGAAACCCAGCAAAGAGUCGAGGAAACGGUGUUGGAAAUUUUGAACAACUCAAACAUGGAAGAAACAACGGAGUACAAGAUCCGAAAGUCUGCAUCCGAGAAGCUGCGAAUCGAUCUGUCCGACCCGACUUGGAAGAAGUUCGUUAGGCAGGUAGUGGAGUCGUACCUUCAGGAACAACAGGGUAAAGCAGAACAACAGGAAGAAGAAGAGGAGAAGGAAGAGGAAGAGGAAGAGGAAGAGGAAGAGGAAGAAGAAAAUAAUAGAAAAAGAGGCGGAAAAGAGUAUGAUGAUGAGGGUGGCCUGAUUAUUUGCCGAUUAUCUGAUAAGAGAAGGGUGACAAUAUCGGACUUUAGAGGGAAAACUUUGGUAUCGAUUAGGGAGUAUUACAAGAGGGAUGGCAAAGAGCUUCCAACAGCUAAAGGAAUAAGCCUGACAGUCGAUCAGUGCAGGCCAGUUGAUACUAGACAUGUUUGGAAAAUUGAUCCUUUUAGAAUAUUGAAACCUUCUUUUGGCUCUAUUUUUGGAGGUUUCAAAACUGCUCUUUUGAAUCUUUCCCUUCAUCUGGUUUUUUAUUAUGUAAUAUGUAUUGCAAUCAUUAUAUUUAAACGAUCUCCUUAA